Caenorhabditis remanei is the source of this 966-nucleotide messenger RNA. RefSeq lists its product as uncharacterized. Gene Ontology annotation, biological process: innate immune response. The transcript is spliced from 7 exons. The record is from RefSeq and is a predicted model, not a curated record. NCBI's taxonomy places the organism in Eukaryota, Metazoa, Nematoda, Chromadorea, Rhabditida, Rhabditidae. The coding region runs from base 1 to 966 and encodes 321 amino acids.
AUGGCAGUAGUAUUAUACCUAGGAAGAGGUCUCCUUGCUGCAUGUGUUCCUUCCCAAACCAACAUUGUUCUAUUCGCUUAUUCAACUGACAUCGAUUACAACACAUUUCGGUUGGGCGCACAGAAUCUCGUUCGCUAUUCCAUUUUCAACAAAAAACUGGCAAAUGUUCGAUUCGAUACAAAGGAGGAAGAGGAGAUCGAGUAUCACACGGAUAACAAAAGUUUCAAUGCAUCCAUAUUCUCCCACCCACCUGAUCCAUCACUUGGAUAUGGAGACACAACAACUGGAAGUAACUUGUACAAUGUUUUGAAGAAGUUUCUCAACAACAAGACAUUUUCUACUUGUGGAGCUAUAGUCGUUAUUCUAGUGAAACGGUACCCGAAUGAAUCCAAUGUAUCUGACAUUAUCUACCAACUACGAUCCAAUCAUAUACUUGUCUAUAUUACUGUAGACAGUGUCCCAUCGGGCGGUUCAAACUCCGCAACACUUUUCGAAAUGUCCAGUAAAACCAACGGAUAUUGUGUCUUCGCAAGCGAUUAUGAUCUUAUAUUUGCAUUUCAAAAUAUGGGUGCAAUACUGUACACACCUUACCAGUUUCUUGCUCAAAAUUUUGUUGUCACGGGAUCCGGUAGCCUCGAGUUACCGGUAUUCAAGACUCCGAUUCCUGAAGGAUGGGUACAAUGGACACGAGUUGUAAUAACUGUUCAGGAUCAUACACUUGACAAUUCCUUUGUAUCUGUCAACUAUACAAUUGCAAGUACUGAUGGAGUAGUUGCUUACCAGUAUCCGAAUGACCAUGCCGAUCGACGACAUGGAACUGGACAGGCGGAUUUGGUGGCUUCGAACGGAUCUCUUCAUUACAAAUGGACGAUUGACUAUCAAUACAGUACGAAUGCUCCACAAAUCAUUGAAUGCAGAAUGUACAGCUAUUCCUACCACGACUUCCUUCCACUACCAGAUUACUAA